GGCUACUCCGUGGACCUCUGGCACGUAAUGCAACAGCGCCUCAACUUCACGUAUAAGGUGCGCAAAACCCUCUUCGGGGUGCUCCAGCCUGACCAGGUCACCUGGAACGGCAUGGUGGGGGAGCUGCAGGCCUCCAGAGCCCACGUGGGCAUCGCUCCCCUGCGCAUCACAACCUUCAGGCAACGGGCCAUCGACUACACCAUACCCACGAAAGUUCUGCAAAACCGGAUCUACCUGCGCCAGCCUGACGUCGAGGCGAGUUGGAACUUGUACGCCGAGCCGUUCAACGCCAUCCUCUGGACCUGCGUUCUGGGCUUUAUAUUCGUCGUCGCUCUCAGCGCCCGCCUGUUGCACGUCGUUGCCGCCAGAGCUCACCUCACGAAUGAGGUCGUCUCUUCCUCUGACGUGUUUUUCGACGCUUUCGCCAGCCUCGUCCAGCAGUCUGGCACACUGAACCCGGAGACGUCUUCGGAACGUCUGCUCUGGUUUUUCGUGUACUGGACAUCAGUUCUGUUGUUCACGAGCUACUCAGCGGUGCUGAUCGCCCUGCUCACAACUGUGAGGCCAACGCUCCCCUUCACUGACUUUGAGUCUCUCCUGCUCAGGCCAGACUGGAACCUCGUGAUUGUGCAGAACCGCGCGCUCAGCGAUUACCUGGCGCUCGCCCCAGAAGGAUCUACCUUGAAGAAAGUCUGGGAUAAGCACGUCAUGAGUGACCCAGCCAAAAAUAGGCCCGUUGCAAUGGACGCUGCUGUCGCUCUCGUGUUGCAGGGUAAACACGCCCUCUUAGUGGCUGAAGAAACAAUGGCUGUAGCGAUGCACAUGAUGCCAAAAGAAGACGCGUUCAAAAUCAUCCACACUGGCAAGUAUUUUUUCAAUUCCCCGGCUGCCUUUUCUGUGCCCAAGAACUCGCCUUACCUGGAACUCUUCAACCACGUUCUGAGCAGGAUGCGUGAGAGCGGCCAGAUGGGGCGGCUGCUGAACAAAUGGAAUCGUGAGCUGGUGCAGCCCCCGUCUGACAUCUACCCGUCCCCUGGCCUCACUGAGACGUUCGUGCUGUUCCUGGUGCUGGGCGUGGGGAUCCUUGUAAGUUGCGGCAUAUUGAUAAGUGAGCGAAUCAUCGUGGCCAGAUCCGCCCCCCGUGCCACGAGGCCUCCCUCCCUGGACCACUCCACUACGUGGGUGCCCACAACCGCGCGAGUUGAUGAGGCCCCCUCCCGCCCCACCUCCCUCCAAUGCCCCCCAAAGAACCCCAAGAACAUAAAUGCAGUUCUAAGACAAGACCCCUCCUUUUUGGGGGUGGUUGAGAACCUAGAACCCGACCCCCAAUCCCCCCCAGUCACGGCACGACUCGUCCAGGCCGUGACCACGACCAUCUUCGUCGGGUCGAUGGCGACCAUCGCGCUCACGGUCGUGGGGCUCCUCAUGUCGAUGGGGGGCCAGGAGCACCUGCUGUGGGGGGCGCUGACGGCGCUCCUCUGCCUCGCCACCGCCGCCCUCGUCCGCUGGUCCGGACACCCGCCCACCCACACCGCCGUGCUGCAAGGUGGGUGCUGCAAGGUGGUGCUGCAAGGUGGUGCUGCAAGGUGGUGCAAGGUUUGCUGCAAGGUGGUGCUGCAAGGUGGUGCUGCAAGGUGGGUGCUGCAAGAAUAA
Hyalella azteca is the source of this 1653-nucleotide messenger RNA. RefSeq names its product glutamate receptor ionotropic, kainate glr-3-like. Lineage: Eukaryota; Metazoa; Arthropoda; Malacostraca; Amphipoda; Hyalellidae. The transcript is spliced from 12 exons. Bases 28 to 1653 code for a protein of 541 amino acids. Gene Ontology annotation, molecular function: glutamate-gated receptor activity. Gene Ontology annotation, cellular component: membrane. The record is from RefSeq and is a predicted model, not a curated record.